UUUGUUUGUAGCUAUGGCGCGGCACAGGCCGCCUUCUUUCUCUAUGCUGCGAGAAAUGCACGUCCACAAUCGGAAGAAGCUGCAAAACGCGAUGGCGGAGAAGCUCGAAUCGAUCGGCCAGCGCCUUGCUGGUGUAGUUCUUCUCCAGGGGGGAGAAGAGCGCUACAGAGAUUGCACUGAUCACCUCGAGCUCUUCAGGCAAGAGAGUUUUUUUGCGUACUUGUUUGGAGUCAGAGAACCGGGAUUUUAUGCUGCCAUUGACAUUGCCACCGGCCAGUCGAUUUUAUUUGUUCCUCGGUUGGAUCCAGAUUAUGCUGUCUGGCUUGGAGAAAUUCACCCUCCAUCUUUCUUCAAGGAGAAAUACGGGGUGGAUGCUGCUUACUACGUCGAUGAGAUGGUUUCUGUCCUUCGAAAAUUUGACGCUUCGCUCUACUUGCUGCAUGGUCUUAACACGGAUAGCAAUAGAUACUGCAAGCCUGCGACGUUCCAAGGAAUAGAAGGAUUCGAGCAGGACACCAAAGUUUUACAUCCUGUUUUAAGCGAAUGCCGUGUUAUCAAGUCGGAACUAGAACUCGAGCUCUUGCGAUAUGUCAAUGAAGUUAGCUCUGCGGCUCAUGUCAAGGUAAUGCGCUCGGCUCAGCCCGGUUUAAAGGAGUACCAGCUUGAGAGUACCUUUCAGCAUUACUGUUACAUGGAAGGCGGCUGUCGAGAGUGCUCCUAUACAUGCAUAUGUGCCACUGGCGAGAACAGUGCUGUUUUACAUUAUGGACAUGCAGCAGCCCCUAAUGACCAGAUUGCAAGUGAUGGAGCUAUGGCGCUUCUAGACAUGGGUGCUGAAUACCAUUUUUACGGUUCGGAUAUAACAUGCUCAUUUCCUGUGAACGGGAAGUUUACAGAAAAACAACGAUUGAUCUAUACAGGAGUCCUGGAGGCUCAGAAGGCUGUUAUCUCCAAAAUGAAGCCUGGAAUCAGUUGGGUAGCGAUGCACAAGCUUGCUGAGACGAAGAUCUUGGAAGCACUGAAAACUGCAGGCUGUCUAAAAGGCAAUGUAGAAGAUAUGAUGGAAAACAGGCUGGGAGCGGUGUUUAUGCCGCACGGUCUCGGUCAUUUUCUUGGAUUGGAUACUCAUGAUCCAGGUGGCUACCCGCAGGGCAUGUCAAGGAUCAAUGAACGAGGUCUUGUGUCCUUACGAACAGUUCGAACUUUGGAAGCUGGCAUGCUGAUCACCGUGGAGCCAGGCUGCUACUUUAUAGACGCGGUGCUGGACCCAGCUCUGGAAGACCCGGUUCUCUCCAGGUUCCUAAACAGAGAAGCCAUCGACAAGUUUAGAGGCUUUGGUGGAGUGCGACUCGAAGACGAUGUGAUUGUGACUUCCGAUGGCUGCGAAAACUUGACAAACUGUCCGCGCGAGAUUUCGGACGUGGAAGACGUCAUGGCUGGAGGACCUUGGCCUCGCACCUGAUAGAGAGCGCGCAUGUAAGAAGAAAGCAAACGAAAAAGAAAAUUUACAACCAGGUAUCACAGUG
Messenger RNA from Selaginella moellendorffii, 1526 nucleotides. RefSeq names its product xaa-Pro dipeptidase. Bases 14 to 1462 code for a protein of 482 amino acids. Lineage: Eukaryota; Viridiplantae; Streptophyta; Lycopodiopsida; Selaginellales; Selaginellaceae. Gene Ontology annotation, molecular function: manganese ion binding; metalloaminopeptidase activity. The record is from RefSeq and is a predicted model, not a curated record. The transcript is spliced from 15 exons.